UUGGAACAAUGAUUUUAGCUAUGGAGGAUUAGGAAUGGCUUGCAGAGUUGGCAAAGUCGCUCUCUUCUUCGCUCAUUCAUUCUAGAAAACAAACGUACUCUUCUCGGCAGUUAAGCUGCUCCAAUCUCCUCACCUACUCUCUUCCUCUCUCUACAAAACCGCAUUCACUCCUUUUAUCUCUCAUCUUUUCUUCAUUUAUUGUUUCUUUCAUUCAUUUCACUUCCAUUCUUUCAAUUUCACACUUAUUUCUCUGCUCCUCCUCUAUGUCCUUUAUGUGAAUAAUAUCUCCUCUUCUUCCUCUUCUUCGCUUGGAAGCUACUGAGCUGGAAUUUGAGAGGAGAAGGUGAAAUGCCUCUGGUGAGGUUUGAAGUUAGGAAUGAGUAUAGGUUGGGUCAGCCGGAGCUCUACAAAGAAGCUAACCGUGAAGAUCCUAAAGCUGUGCUUGAUGGUGUCGCUGUUGCUGGUCUCGUUGGGAUCUUGCGCCAAUUAGGCGAUCUCGCUGAAUUUGCAGCAGAGGUUUUUCAUGGCUUACAGGAGCAAGUAACGACUACAGCUUCUAGAAGUCAUAAAUUGAAGGUUCGUGUGCAAAAGAUUGAAGCUAAGCUUCCUUCUCUAGAGAAGGCGGUGCUGGCCCAAACAAGUCACAUACACCUUGCCUACACAGCUGGUUCUGAAUGGCAUUCUCGUAUUCAUAAUGGACAAAACCAUUUUAUCUCUAAUGACUUGCCUCGAUUUAUUAUGGACUCUUAUGAGGAAUGUCGUGAUCCUCCACGCUUACAUUUGCUUGACAAAUUUGAUACUGGUGGCCCAGGAUCUUGUUUAAAGAGAUAUUCUGAUCCAACCUUUUUUAGAAGAGCAUCAGGCAACUUCAAUGAACCAGAUGUUGAGAAAUUCCCUAAAGAAAAGAAGACUCGAAAAACCAAGAAAAAAAGACCAUCACGAAGAAAUGCUGACUUUCUGCGUUCUGCAUCAAUGCCAAAUCAGAGUGCCAGAAUGCAGUAUGCUACUACAAUUGUUAAUGGGCGGACUUCUUCUCCUACUGGUACAUCCUCCACAAAUGAUAUGACAUUGAAAUCUGAUCUGGGUGAUCAUUCAAAUUCGUUUGAUUCAAGAACUGGGUCAGCUUAUGUUGAAUGCGUUUUCCAUUUAAGUUCCUCUAGGCAACCUGAAGAACAUGAACCUAAGGAAUACUCUUCAAGGUUCAUGCAUCAUAAUGAUAACAUUGAUUCAGUUUUCCCUGAUGGACAACACAGCAUUGAAACUAAGAAUUUCCCUCAGAGUUCAUCACCUGAGCCAACUGUGCCUGCUUCAUCUUGUGACACAUGGGAUGAAAAAGCAGAAAUAGUGGAGACUAAGGGUCUAAAUUGUGAUGGGAGUGAAUCUCCGGAGAUGUCUACAACAGAUUAUGAUCUAGGCAUUCAUCAUGAGGAAAUUGCCAACUAUAGAGAUCCUGAUGAAAGUGGCAUGGUUUUUGACAAUGAAGAUGCACAGAAAUCAAGCACUGACAAGAAUGAGAUUGAUGAAGUUGAAAGUGAACCAGACAAUUAUGAAGAUGCCCUUAACACCAUAGAAUCAGAAUCUGAAAAUGAUCUUGAUUGCCAAACGAAGCGUGAAUUGGAGCAACUUUCCUCCAAAGUUAAUGAUGAAGGAAUAGAAGAUGAAGCAAGCAAGAUGGCACAACAUAUUUCAGUUGAUUUUCCAGCUAAAUCAGAAUCUUAUAUUGCAUCUGACAUUUCUCUGAAAGGAAUGGUCAGUGAAUUGCCAAUAUCUGUUCCUUCAAAUACAAUUGUCCAUGAACAUGCAUCUUAUAUAUCCGAAGAACCAUCUGGUUCAGACAUUUCUCCAAAGGAAGGAAUGGUCAGUGAAGAACCAUCUGGUUCUGACAUUUCUCCAAAGGAAGGAAUGGUCAGUGAAGAACCAUCUGGUUCAGACAUUUCUCCAAAGGAAGGAAUGGUCAGUGAAGAACCAUCUGGUUCAGACAUUUCUCCAAAGGAAGGAAUUGUCAGUGAAUUACCGAUGCCUAUCCCUUCAGAUACUGUUGCCCAUGAACAUACAUCUAAUACAUCCAAAGAACCUUCUGUUUUAGACAACAUUGGAAGUUCUACUUGUGCUGACGCCCUUGAUGGUUCAGAAGUAGGAUCUCUUGUCAGUGAUCCAUCAUCCUCCAGCGAUGGAAUUUCAAAUCUAGUAGAACCGUUGAGUGAAAUUACUGCGAGCAGUGCCUGCAAGCCUCAAGAAUCUCCCAAGACUCAAGAAUUGGCCAAGUCUCACGAAUCUCCAGAGUCUCAGAAAAUGGCUGUCUCUCAAGAAUCUCACAAGUCUCAAGAAUCUCAGGCUGAAUUGUCUAGUGUUCUUUCAGUUUCAUUCUGGACAAAUGGUGGUCUGUUAGGACUUGAGCCAUCAAAGCCUCCUGAUUUUGCUGUAUCAAACGCAUCAAUGCAGGAUUCUUUGGCGAGAUGUAAAGGUGAGGUAAAAAGUUCCCCAAAUCUUGGUUCCAUGCCAAGCGACAAUGGAGAGAGAGUGAGGCCUGGCAGAUUGAUCAAGGAUGAUCACUUCAAUUCACGGUGUGAGGAUCAAGAUGCUGAAAGUGAAAAAUCUGGUGAUUUUCAUCAUAGUAAUAGAUUUGGUAGCGUUCAUAUGGGAGGAUUGAAUGGUACCAGUAUAGCGAAACCAGAAAAAGAGCUGUGCCCUGAUGCAGAUGUCAAAUCUGCAUCACGUGAGACUAGUCAGGAGAAUGAUGAAAACUCAGGUCAAAUGUUUGGACUUGGCCCUAGGUUGCUGAUUAAUGGUUUACGUAAAACGAUGUCACUUAUCCCUGAUAGUAAACCUGAGAUGGCCAGCUCACAGAGAAGUAAUGCAUUAGAGCAGAGAAAUGGGCAUGAUAGCAUUGCAUAUCAUGCAAAUCCAGGGAAAGCAUCCAAUGACAAGUUUGGACAUAAAUCUAUUGUAGAUUCACUUACUUCUUCACCACCACUAGAACAUAUGAAAAUGUCUUUCCACCCUAUUGAUGGCUUUGAGGUUUCCAAAUUGAAGCUGAAAGUUCCUGAUGGGAACCACAGUACUGGAAGCUUUAGAGAUAUGUUCCCAUCAUUUCAAUUGGUCCCAGAGCAUUGUAUUCCAAUGCAACAUGCAGGUUCUGAAUCUGAUGAUGAUACCUUCUGUAGAUCAUCUCCUUAUAUGUCAGAUGACUGUCUUAGCCAUCACUCUGAUUCCUGUUCUGAGCAAUGGGAACCUGGUGAAUCUCCUCAAAACCAGGACCCUGGGCUAUAUGAUGCUUUAUGCAGAAUAUCUUCUGUUGAAUCUGUUUCAAGCUCUCUUCAAGCUGGAGAAAUGGGUAAAAAUGGCCUUCACAUGGACUCUGGACUUAAAAGUGAAUAUACUGAGAAUGGUGCAGAUCCGUCUCUCCAUUCUUUGCUAGAUCUUCCCAGUUUUGAUGCUGUGAGCCCUGUACUACAGGAAAAGGAAAACGAAAAUUUGGAUCCAAGGAAUCUCAUAGAAUUGCACAACCCUAAGGAGUGCAACCCAGUUCCACCACCUCCUCCCCCAGUGCAAUGGUGGGUCACAAAACCUGCCUCUUAUGUGGCAGAAGAAAAACAAAAUAUAGUGUCUGACACUGUGAGUGAGCAGCAUAUAGUUGAUCUAAAGCUUUCAGGAUCUAUAAUAUCUCAGCAACAUAAACCAGCCCCAGCUAAAAAGCAUCAAACAGUUGAGGAGGCCCUUAAGUUUAAACCAAAUAACAAGCAGGACCAUUGGAAGCUGAAUGCACAGGGAGAAGUUAGUGUACCUCCAAAUGGCAAAGGGAUGGAUGAAAAGGAAGAUUUUUUGCAUCAGAUCAAAACAAAAUCAUUCACUCUUAGACGGACUGUGACGGCAAAGCCUACCUUCGCAUCGGGUCCUGCUGCAAAUGACAAAGUCUCUGCAAUUUUGGAGAAAGCAAAUGCAAUCCGACAGGCUGUUGGAAGUGACGAUGGGGAAGAUGAUGAUACUUGGAGUGAUACUUGAUCCAGUUACAGACAUUUUGCAAUAUGAUGAAGAAGCGAAUCGUCAUUGUAAUUUUGAGUUCGUGUAGUUGGGGGAGGCUGUAAUGUAUAAUAUAUAUAUAUAUGUAUAUGUGAAUAAUUCCAGUUCCUUUUGUGUAAUUAACUUGUAGGGAUUGCAAAUACUUGCAUUAAUUUUUCUUAGUUUAGGAAAAAUGGUGUAAACAAUGAGAUAAUAUACCAUCAUGUAGUUUUCCAUCCCUGAGGCACUUAUUUAUGCGUGGUGCCUGAGCAUAUAUAAAUGUUCCAUGAAUUAUGGUUUUUGAGCUAUUAAA
Manihot esculenta (cassava) is the source of this 4312-nucleotide messenger RNA. RefSeq names its product protein SCAR3. Gene Ontology annotation, cellular component: cytoskeleton. Gene Ontology annotation, molecular function: protein kinase A regulatory subunit binding; Arp2/3 complex binding. The record is from RefSeq and is a predicted model, not a curated record. NCBI's taxonomy places the organism in Eukaryota, Viridiplantae, Streptophyta, Magnoliopsida, Malpighiales, Euphorbiaceae. Gene Ontology annotation, biological process: actin cytoskeleton organization; positive regulation of Arp2/3 complex-mediated actin nucleation. The coding region runs from base 349 to 4002 and encodes 1217 amino acids. The transcript has 9 exons.